UAAGCAAGCAUACAUUAUGUCCUCCCAGGGAAGUCAUCAAUAUUGAAAUGAAAUCCACGACUCCCUACGAAAGAAAACUGAACAAGAAAUUACGGUGCUUAAUCGCAGAUAAAAAUUACGAUACAUUGCCUCGAGGACAAGUGCAUUUCAAUAAGUUGAGAACCUCCUCAUUCGCAUGUGAUUCAAAUGACGCACACUUUGCCAUCACUUGUAACGAACGAACUUUAGAAAAACUGACGGGUAUUAUUCUGGUAGAGGGGGAUGAGUUCGUGGCCACUACCACCGGCCUCCUAGCCAUCAAUAACAACAGCCCGAUAGAGAUAAUGCUGAUACUGGAAAAGAUUUCAGAGCCGCAUUUUGCACACGAUUACGUCCGAUCGGCAAAAUCAAGAGUUGUCGAAACGAGCAUCUCUCCAUUCACGUCCCGUGUACGGCGAUCGAGUGACGUCAUUCACGACGUAGCCACGUUUGGGAUUGAAAUAUUGGCCGUAGUAGACAGAAACAUAUUUAAGAAAUGGCUGGCUUAUGUUCGAGGACAAGACGCGACUGACAGAAUGGCGGCAGCGGAAAGGGAAAUACACGAGUACUACAUGCACGUGAUUCAUGGGGUUGAUCUCAGAUAUAAGAAUAUCGGGUUUUCUGACUAUCAGAUCUCAGUAAGACUGGCUGGAAUCUACAUUCUCAAGGACGAUAUAUUGUUGAGCGGUGGAAACGCGACUUACCUGGGGUCCUUCGGAAACAGCAGAGACGCUAACAUGGCGCUGGCUGACUUCCGGUCAUGGCUCAACCAAUCAGAACACUUGCCGGCCCACGACCACGCUAUACUGUUUACUGGAUAUGAUUUGUAUUCGGCAAAUGAUGAUGGGAAGAGACUAAACCAUACAUCAGGACUCGCGUACAUUGGAACGUUAUGUGACGCCGAGGACAGCGUGUCGAUAGUGGAGGAACACGGUGGGUUCCAGAGCAUCGCCACAGUGGCACACGAGAUCGGACAUAGUCUCGGCGCCCAACACGACGGUGAGAACAACACCUGUCGCUCCGAGGACAGGUUCACAAUGGCUGCUUCUGGUUUCGGGCCGCCACCGGAAGACAAGACUUAUAACGGAUGGUUCUUCUCGCCCUGUUCCGUACAAUACUUCCGUUACUUCAUAGCCGACAGUAUGAGCUCCGGUCGCUCGUGUUUAGAUGACUAUUCAUCCUCCAAAGCGGAUGUCAACCAUUACCAUUCGGGUGAAGCAACUUCAACAUUAGUAUUACCCGGACAGCAAUAUAAUCCGGACGAUCAAUGCAAACUUAUCUGGGGAAAGGAAUCCUAUCUAUGUAGGGGUGCCGAAUUUGGGAAUCACAGCACAAUCUGCACGGCGAUGUACUGCCGGGACCCUGCCUCGCCCAGUGACUGCGUCCUGCACACGGCGGCUUACGGUACUUCCUGUGGGAACCAUAAGUGGUGUAUCCAUGGCAAAUGCGAAUAUUCGAAGAACGCACCGACAUUCAAAGACGGUUGCGUGCUCGGGGACCAGCCCGGUAGUGCGUUCAACGGCCUCGGUUGCGGGGAGCUGGUGGCCCAGUCGCCGUCCUACUGCUACCAGGAAAAGGUUCGAGCCCGCUGCUGCCUCUCUUGUGCUGCCUUCAACACCCAUCACAACGGAUGCGAGUUCGGGGACCGAAUACAGGGUUGUCUCCCAUGGCACUGCAAUGGCGACCCGAACAUAGUCACCGAUUGUUGUGGCACUUGUCAGACAGGCAUACCGUACUCCACUCCUCCUGACAUGAGUACAACUACUGUGACAACGGAUGACGUCACUCACGUGAUCGACAGAUGCGUAGACACGCCUACAGUAGAUGACGUCACCGACUGUCGCGCAUACCUACGGUGGCACGGUCGUCAUGUAUGUUACAAUGAGUCGAUCCACCGGCGUUGCUGUAAAUCUUGCAGUGAUGAGAAAAUGCGGAACGAAGACUGUGCGUUCGGUGACCGGACCCCACACCUGUGUGCAGAAAUAGCAAACAGGACAGGCCUUCAUUGCGAUAUCUUUGGCGACCGGUGUUGCCAUUCGUGCGUAGUUACCAUGACUACCGAUAUCAAUAUCACCGGUGAUGCACGUAUUGCGUCUCAUUUGACCAUUCAUCCACUUUUCACAUUGCUUGUUUAUGCGUUAUGUUUAUUGAAUUCGUGAUUGAAUGGGUUCCUUUAUGGUACUCUUAUUGUU
Messenger RNA from Dreissena polymorpha, 2210 nucleotides. Its product is annotated as A disintegrin and metalloproteinase with thrombospondin motifs 5-like. Gene Ontology annotation, biological process: proteolysis. Gene Ontology annotation, molecular function: metalloendopeptidase activity. NCBI's taxonomy places the organism in Eukaryota, Metazoa, Mollusca, Bivalvia, Myida, Dreissenidae. The transcript has 17 exons. Bases 48 to 2177 code for a protein of 709 amino acids. The record is from RefSeq and is a predicted model, not a curated record.